Messenger RNA from Striga asiatica, 921 nucleotides. The record is from the annotation of a GenBank genome assembly. Lineage: Eukaryota; Viridiplantae; Streptophyta; Magnoliopsida; Lamiales; Orobanchaceae.
GGAGGGUUGUCGAGAAAUUUCGGGGUUAUUAUUGUGGAUGGAUGGACCGUCGACGACGCCGGGGCCGCUGGGGAUGAAUUUUCCGAUUAUGCACGACACCGACAGGUACGAGCUGUGGCCAGGUGCCAUUUUUGCAACGAGAAGUGCGAACAAGAGUAUCAUCGCUCUAUCUUGCCUUCAUGGUUGAACCCAGCUGAGCCCAGCCCGCAAAGCGUUUCACCUUUCUCGAAGGUCUCGGUGAUCAGACAACAGAAUGUCCAGGGCAGCAAACGUAUCUUGUGCGGCCGAGCUCGUGGUCUGAUGGUCCUUGGGGUCUGUUUCUUGGAGAAGGCAGAGAAAGUCAUGCUAGAGCUGCUGGCCGCCUGGGAAAAGGCCCUUGAGAUGAAAGUCGACAUAGUGUUUGGGAUGGUUUUCUUUGUGGCCUUUAAGCGUAUAGCAGAAGCUGAAUCAGAGGAAUUGUACAAGAGGUUUAAGAGUUUUAAGAGACGAACAUAUUUCGAUCCGGCAAGGGAAAAAUUCAGAGCAGCCACUGGAUUGGGACGAUUACAAGUCGAUGAGGUUGUCUUUGAGACAAUGAGGUUGGCCAAUGUGGUCAAUGUGGAUUUCUUGUUCCAAAAGGCUGGAGAACAUAUGUCUACACGAGAGAGGUCAAUUAUGACCCAAUUCUCUAUCAAGAGCCCCUUAAAUUCAAUCCCUGGAGAUUGGCUGGAUAAGAACUUGGAAUCACAUAAUUAUUGCUUUCUGUUGGGAGGAGGAACUAGGCUUUGCCCUGGGAAAGAACUGCCGGGAUCAAUCAGCAGGCUAAUGCAAUCAGAGGUUGGUGGGAGUGAAGUAGGUUUCGCGAGCAUACACCCAACUUGGAAUUGUCACAAUAUCAGUUUUUCUUCACUAUUUUGUAACUACAUGCAGAUUAGGAAUAUA